Messenger RNA from Scedosporium apiospermum, 1776 nucleotides. RefSeq lists its product as uncharacterized. Gene Ontology annotation, biological process: DNA-templated transcription; regulation of transcription by RNA polymerase II. Bases 1 to 1776 code for a protein of 591 amino acids. The transcript has 2 exons. Gene Ontology annotation, cellular component: nucleus. Gene Ontology annotation, molecular function: RNA polymerase II cis-regulatory region sequence-specific DNA binding; DNA-binding transcription activator activity, RNA polymerase II-specific; zinc ion binding. The record is from RefSeq and is a predicted model, not a curated record. NCBI's taxonomy places the organism in Eukaryota, Fungi, Ascomycota, Sordariomycetes, Microascales, Microascaceae.
AUGGAUCCGCAACCUCGCCGGCGGAGAAGGCGACCGGCCCUCUCCUGCGUCGAGUGUCGCCGCCGCAAGAUCAAGUGCGACCGGAACAACCCCUGCAGCCAUUGCGUGUCAACAAAAGCCCGGUGUACAUACAGAGUGUAUAACGAUGGUCCGGCUCUUUGCCCCUAUACGGAACAACUCCACUCCCUGAACGAAACACCAAGUCCAACAGCCCCUUCAUCUUCGCCCACACUAGCUCCGGACCGACGGGCAGAGGAUUCCGGCAGACCAAUACGCAAUAAUAAUAGCUACUCAUCGACAGCGCCUACUGUCGUGUCGACAGCACUACCUGUAAUGCCAACACCAGCAACUGGAACCGCGUCAACGGAAACGCAGGAUGACGGAACUCUCCUCGUCGAUCGUACUGGUAUCCAACCAUCGACGCAUAAACCGAACGUCCAGUCAGAUCUCCAGGAUAUCCUACAGAGGUUACGGAAACUUGAGGAAUCUUCCUCGUCCGGUCCCGACCCGAGCCGGGAUAUCCUCUCGCUCCAUUACGGGCCCGUUCAGGAUAGCCAAAUUGUUCUGAAUAAGACCCGAGUGCUAAGAUGGAGCUUCUGGACGGGCAUGUCAGGAGAUUCACCCAGAGGUGCCGAAACCUCUGAUCUUAUCGCUCAAAUGGGCGACCUCCUCCGAAAAUGCAAGUUUGUUGCCAAAAGCCUCAAAGCCUGGCGGCCCAGCAGGUCUCUCAUGGCACCCGGGCUCAUUCUUGCGCCUCCACCCCGAGAAACCGCCGAUGCAAUGUCUACUCUCUAUUUUCAGUCCUUCGAGUCGACAUACCGAAUUCUCCAUAGACCGAGCUUUUGGGCUGAGUACGAGAGAUACUGGGAUGAUCCCGGUAGUGCCUCUACAAGCCUCCGACUAAAAGUCCUCCUCGUUAUCGCCAUAGGAUCGAGUCUCCAUGAGCAAGACGACGCUGACUCCGAAUUCCGUAACCAGGUCUAUCAGUGGAUAUAUGCUGCCCAAACAUGGUUAUCUGGGCCUUUGGAGAAAGACCGCCUGAGCUUCGCGGGGUUGCAGAUUCACUGCCUUAUGAUUCUUGCUCGCCAAAUCUUUUCCGUGGGUGGUGACUUGGUUUGGAUAUCAAUAGGGUCUCUUGUUCACCAGGCCAUGCAGAUGGGGUUAAGUAGAGAUCCCAAACACCUCCCACCCAUGUCUAUCUUGAAAGCAGAACUGCGGAGGAGGCUAUGGGCUACUAUCCUCGAGAUGGCUGUACAAGCGUCUCUAGAUUCAGCCAUGCCUCCACGGAUUUCCUUGGACGAGUUUGACACGGCAGCCCCCUCUAACGUCAACGAUGAAGAUAUGGAUGAAUCCACAGUGGAACUCCAUUCCCGCCCUACAUCUAUCUAUACCGAAACUUCGAUGCAACUGAUCCUUCUCGACUCACUGCCAACGCGCCUUCGAAUUUUGCGGCUUUUGAACGACUUGCACUCUGAGCUCUCAUACCCCGACAUCCUUUCUCUCAGCUCGGAAAUAACAGAAGCCUCUCGAGUAUACACCAAACUCCUCAAUGAAAAUAGCAAAUCGGGCGUAACGCCUUUCCACCGUAACCUUCUCGACUAUUUAGUCCGUCGAUUUAUGAUCCCAUUACACUGCUCCUUUGCCCACAAGGCCCGGACCAACCCGCUAUUCCAUUACUCCCUCAAAGUCAGCAUAGACGCUGCCAUGGCUAUUAUCUCUCCGGAGCCAGACGAAGCCUUCCACCGCCUAAUGAUCGUGGGAGGUGGCUUGUUUUAG